This is a messenger RNA of Symbiodinium pilosum, 943 nucleotides long. NCBI's taxonomy places the organism in Eukaryota, Dinophyceae, Suessiales, Symbiodiniaceae. The record is from the annotation of a GenBank genome assembly.
GGCCAACAAGACCGUCCUCCUCUAUGACCUGCCGCCGUUUACAAACCGUUCUACGCUGGAAGGAAAUGUGAAGCACUACCUGCAAGGUGCUGGCCUCGACUAUAGUCAGGUCGCUGCAGUUCACAACCACCUCCUGACUUCCGCGUCGGCUGUGGUCCGCGUGGAGUUUCUUACUGAGAACCAGGCGCGAACAUUCCACAUACAUAUGCGGGCCUCCAAGCGUUACUGGCGAGUACCAGGUACUCAGGAUACGAAGGUGCGAUCCGAGCUGGAUACCACCACGGAAGACCGCAUCGCUAUGCAGCCUUUCUAUGCUCUCCUCGACAUCCUCUCGGAGCUCACGGGAUCUCCGGACCUCCAAACCUGGAAGCAGACUUUACAGAUCUGGACCGGCAAAGACGUCACGCCGAAGCGCCUUCUUGCCCAGGUGUCCUACGUUUUGGAUAGCAGAUUUCCACGUCGCUACGCAUGUUGCAGAAGUGGCGCGCGGCUUUUUCCGAUCGCAUGCGCUGCGCGAUGCUGCUCGUACAAGCCCUCCGCCGCGCAGUCACGGCUGGUUCAAGACCCUCCUCCACCAGAUAUGGCAAAAGUCCGGCCAAUAUUUGGCCAAAAGAUUGGAAUUUGGGCGGCAAGAGCCGACAUAGCGCACUCCCCAGUCAUGCCUUGGGACAUUCUGAUUGCUUCCUCCUUCCGAUUAGCUUACGAGCAUGCUCAAAUGGAGUCCUCCACAGAGCCGCAACCUCUGCAGUGGCACCAAGACGUCUUUCCGUGGCUCAUGAUAUGUUCGUUCGAAAGAGUCGCUACAGACCUCUUCCAAACAUUAGCCGAGGACCUAGCGGAUUUCCUCGACCAGGACGACACACUUAUGAAGCUCAUCGCGGGCGAGUCAACCCUCGAUUCAGAAUUUCGAGACGAAAAAGAAACCGAUGGACGCAUGCAAUGA